AUGGCCUUGUCCUCCUCUUCAUCACUAUGCAUUCCAACUAACCCAAUCACUCAAACACCCAAAUUCAGAUUCUCAACUAACCUUGUGUUUACUGUCAAUUUGCCAAGGAAAUUAUCGAUUAGAAGCUCUGGUGAAAACUCUGCAGGAGCUACAGAGGUAGAGUCAGAGAGUUCCAUUGAACUUCCAAAAGAAUCAUCAUCUUUAAUUUCUACUCUCAAUGUAGAAAGAGCUCUCCGUGGUAUACCCAUAACAGACGCAGAUCAUUAUGGUAGACUCGGCCUACCAAGAGGAUGUCCCUAUGACAUGGUGCCAGUUGCGUAUAACAACAAGGUUCGAGAAUUGGAGAGUCAAGAUUUAGAGAAAGACAUACUCAACAAGAAAUUGGAACUUCUCAGAGAAUCAUACACCAUCAUGUCAUCACCAGAUGAAAGAAGAAUGUAUGACUGGAGUUUGGCCAGAGAAGAUAACACUGAAACAUUCAUUUGGCCAUAUGAAGUUGAUGUUCCAGAGAUUCAAAAAGGAGUUCCUCCACCACAGGAACCUGAGGAUGUUGGACCAACUAGACUGGUUGGAUACUUCCUAGUGGGAUGGAUAGUGCUAGCAUUUGUGUUAUCAAUUGGACUAAACUUAUAG
Messenger RNA from Lathyrus sativus (Indian pea), 633 nucleotides. The record is from the annotation of a GenBank genome assembly. NCBI's taxonomy places the organism in Eukaryota, Viridiplantae, Streptophyta, Magnoliopsida, Fabales, Fabaceae.